UGAGGAGGUCAGGACCGGGAGCUUACCAGAUGCACGGAGCGGAGCGGGGAGGAGACCUGAGGGCCUUCUUCCUGGUGUCACGUCACGUCCCACAACACCCGGGGCGGGAAACCUCACGUGGAGGAGUCAUGGCUGACAUGGGGGUAUGUGGCGGUUCUGUGGAGCAGCGUCUGGCUGUGAAUAUCUGCCGCGUCCUCUCUCUCUACGGCCACAUCGCGGACUCUUACAUCAUCGAGUUUUUCACUGACAACCUGUGGGAGUCGCUGCCUGAGUCUUGGAGGAGAUCAUUGUCAGACCUGACCGCUCCGGAGCUGGCCGAUCAGCUCCUGUGUGAUAGUAACACCAGGAAUACCAGUUACAGGUCAGUGUGGCCGCUCAGCCUCUUAGCCUUGAAGGUGACGGCUCAGUCCUUAGCCUUCCAGCGAACGCCACGUCACGACAUGGUCAGCGCGGAUAAGAAGAGACCGGCCGAGUUCCAGGCCAACCGCUGCCAGAGCUCCCUGCUGGAUCCUCUCUUUCGGAAACACGUGAAGCCCAAGAAGCAGCACGAAAUCCGGCGGCUGGGGAAGUUGGUGACGAGGCUGAGUGAGGAGACGGGGUGCGAUCAUGUGGUGGAUGUCGGCAGUGGUCAGGGUCACCUGUCGAGGGUCUUAUCCUUUGGUCAAGGGCUCAAUGUGACAGCGGUGGAAGCCGACCCCAGCCUCAACACCACCGCCACCAAAUUCGACCACGAUCUCAUCUACAUGCUGAAGAAGGAGCGAAUCAGACCAACUAAGAUCGCUGCGUGUGACAUUACCAGCAUCGCAUCAGCCAGACCCCCCCGUCAUGUCUUGGCCUGUGUGGACCCUCAAGCCUCUUGGGAAGAAUUUAUAAACCAGUUAACUGACCAGACGGAGAGCGGGUCCAGCACUGGGCCACAAGACCUAGUGAACUCACUAGCAGCCUCCUGUCAGAGUGUAAGCUCUUUGGACCAGCACCACUGGAACAAUUUUAUAUUAACCGGACUCCAUGCCUGUGGAGACCUCAGUGUGGCCAUGUUACGCCACUUUGCCAGGUGUCCCAACGUGGUAGGCAUCACCUCAGUUGCUUGCUGCUAUAUGAAAUUGACCACGUGCGAAGUGCCGCAGCCCCCCUGGGUCGUGGCUCCGUCUGACCGGAGUGACUCGCACCUACGGCAGUAUGGCUACCCUGUAAGCUCCUGGGUUUCUGGACUCCCUGGCCACAAACUUUCCUACAAGUCCAGAGAGGUGGCCUGCCAUGCUAUCGAGGACUAUAUAGAGCGCCUCAAGGGCGAGAGCGACAUCUUACGGGUUCAUUGUUACAGAGCCGUGCUGGAGACUGUCAUCCGAGGGAUAGAUCCCAACAUGAAACGCAUCGGGGUCCAGACAAUCAAGAACGCUCACAAGCUUCCUUUCAGAGAAUAUGCCAAGCAGGGUCUGCAACGCGUCGGCCUGGUUCCUGAUACACCCAUCGAUCACACCCUAGUGGAGGACAUGUUGGCUCAGCACCAGAAAGUGGUGGCCUUCUUCAGUCUGGCGCUACUGCUGGCUCCACUGGUGGAAACCCUGAUUCUGCUGGAUCGGAUGAUUUUCCUACAAGAGCAGGGAUUUCACUGUGAAGUCAUCCCUCUAUUUAAACCUGAAUUCUCCCCGAGAAAUCUGGUCCUUGUAGCUGCUAAAGACGUCCAUCAUCUAGCUGGCAUCCUGGAAGAGAUCACUUCGAGUCACUUGAGGGUAGGAGAGUAAGCGCAGGGCGAUCGCACACUUUUUAGGGACUGAAGAGUAUAGCGCGACUCCGCACACAACCUCCAGGCUCGUCUCCCCCACUUCAUGCACUGGUCCAGGAAGCAGAGCUGAGGCUUUCACACUGCAGAGCCUGACGGUGACAGGACGUCCAGGCCCUGUGUGAGAUACGAUUCCCAUCUUGUGAAGUGAUGCCAUGUCGUUAGCAUAUGCCCUUGGUAUAAGAGCGGUGGGGUCUGAUCUCUGGGCCCCAACCUCUCCUAAGAACGAGGCAGCCACAGCAUUACUUUAGCGUUUCCUUCUCCGUAUUUCCCUGUAGAGCUAUGCCCCGGGAAGAUGAUUGUGCGGGGAAAGAGGUGCAGAGCUAUCAUUCUCGGGAUCAGUGGAGGGGUCCAUAUCCCUAGCCACAUAACAUCACUGUACAAGAUGAAAUUAACCGUUUAAAGGGAUAGUUCACCCCUGGGGAUGUUUUCUAUAGACUUCCCCCCCAGUGUGAGUAAACCCUGCUGUGGUAAACCAUACUGACCUUAUCCCCUCCGCUGGAUUCCGGCUCCAUUGCUGCCUCGUCGGCUCUGCAGGUCCCGAGUCUCCCCGUUCCGAUGUCUUGUUGGACGCAGGUCACGUGACCACUGCAGCCAAUGACUGGCCGCGGCAUGUGUAUGUGUCAUGUGACCCAUGUUGAAAUGGGGAGACCCGGGACCCCUCAGAACCAGCUGGGCAUGAGGGCCGGCCAUGCUGGGGGGUCUGUAGAAAAUGAUUUUGAGGUCUUGUGGGAAGUUAAACCUCACUAAAAGCGAUCAGCUUCCUUCCUGUAACCACAAGACAAGGUCCAAAUCUUCAGAUCAGGGAUCGUACGCACUCUGGGCGCAGGAGCUCCUUCGUCACAAGGAGGGGGGCACAUACUUUUAUGUAUCACAUUAAUAAAUGAAGUUGUAUUGCUGUAUCAUAGUCCAUCCGUUCAUGGUCAUUUUAAGCAGGAGUUAAAGGGGUUUUCAGAGUUCAGAAUAUUGAUGGCCUGUCGGCAGGAUCGGUGGGGGUCUGACUCUCACAACUCCCCACCAAUCAGCUGUUUGUAGUGGUCCCGGCACUAUAGCGAGUGUGGUGGUCUCUUCACUGGUCUAUCCACCCCAGGGUAGUCAUACCCCCAGCUUGAUUGAGACAUCCUGCGUCAUGAUCAUACAGCACUCCAUCAAACAGCUGACAGCCUGGGUCGCUGAGAGCUGACCCCCACUGAUGGCCUAUCCUGAAGCCCUUAAAAUGUUAGGUGCUGGAUCUGUUGCCUUAUUGCGCUCAUAUUAAGCCAGUACUUGAGGGGAGUGGUGCAGACGUGGCGACCGGAGGAGCAGCAUUAUGGUGGACGCUGAGGAACUCUACUUGGUGAACGAAUCGAUUCAUACUAGCUGCAGAGCAUAUCUUGUAAGUCCUUGAUCCAUCAAUUUACCGUUCCAGUACUGUGCAAGUUUAUUAGGACAUAAAAUCUACUGUUGUGGUAUCCUUCCUGCAUAAAACUGUGGGGACAACAAGAACUUUUCAUGAAGGACACAUGAAAGGAAAUGGAAAAGCGCCUGCAUGAGAUGAUUCUCUAAUUUGGAGACUAGAGCAUCUUCAACGCUCGAAAGAUAAGCUGGAUAUCAGGAGAGAAACGGCAUCACAUGUCCAGCCUCGACAGUUCACUGCCGUCUUCUGGAAUGUGGCCGCAGGGCUAGAAAAACCGGUCGAGAAGAAAAUUUUAAAAGCCUCAAUGAUGAAGAAGCGCGUGUCAUGAGAAAGAAUCACCAAGACUGGACUGUGAAUUUCAAGGGCAUAGAUGAAAGUUCAUUCAGCGAUCAUCUUGAGAACCUCUUCGAACAGUCAAUAAGCCACAAGACACCCAACCAAAGUGAUGUUUUGGACCAGAGACACUCCAUCGCAUUGCAGGCAUGAUGAACCGUGAAAAAUAUGUGGCCUUUCCGAAGAUGAAACCGCCACCAACACUGCAGAAGAGGUGUACAAAUGGUGAUGGCAUGUUCUAGCAAGACCUGCCACCAUGCCGUGAAUCCAGGUACACCAAGGAGUUUUCAGCUCAACACAAGCUAGCAUUAGAUGGAGCAGCCUAGAAACUCGACGACUGGAACCAGCUGAAAAAACUCUUGGCUAUGUUUAGGACAUCAGAAAUGGAAACAUGGAUUGUGCAUCAAAAAUGAAGAUGAUUUCAAGUGUGAUCAUAGUAUGGGUCAAGGAUAAAAAAGUGAAAGCAGCAAAAAGAGGACACCCCAUGUA
This is a messenger RNA of Bufo bufo (common toad), 4001 nucleotides long. It is a transcript of the gene METTL25B, whose product is annotated as methyltransferase like 25B. Gene Ontology annotation, molecular function: rRNA (adenine-N6,N6-)-dimethyltransferase activity. The transcript has 9 exons. NCBI's taxonomy places the organism in Eukaryota, Metazoa, Chordata, Amphibia, Anura, Bufonidae. The coding region runs from base 30 to 1745 and encodes 571 amino acids. The record is from RefSeq and is a predicted model, not a curated record. Gene Ontology annotation, biological process: rRNA modification.